Messenger RNA from Pistacia vera, 3075 nucleotides. RefSeq names its product carbon catabolite repressor protein 4 homolog 6. NCBI's taxonomy places the organism in Eukaryota, Viridiplantae, Streptophyta, Magnoliopsida, Sapindales, Anacardiaceae. Gene Ontology annotation, molecular function: 3'-5'-RNA exonuclease activity. The record is from RefSeq and is a predicted model, not a curated record.
GACCGACAAAGAGCGUGCUCAACGCGCUUUCUUUCUCAUCAGUGUCAUCACUGCGACUCCAUGAGCCGUUCUUCUCGUUUCCAAUUCGUCGCCACCAUGUCGUAUCGCUCUGCUAGAAGAGGACGUGGUAGAAACCAGAGUAGAAGCUUUUCAGAUGGAUCUAACAACGGAUGGAGAGGACAGUUCGUUACUGGAGACUCGCACAUCCGUUCCGUCCGUGACUCUAACCUUAGCCACCGUCAAGGAAGCUUCUCCAACCAGCCACUUCAGCAACCGCCGCCGUUCAAUCCAAACCAACAGUAUCGUUAUCCUCCUCCACAGUCUAAUCAAAAUCAACAGUUACGUUAUCCUCCUCCACCGUUUUACCAAAAUCAACAGUCCCGUUAUCCUCCUCCACCGUUUUACCAAAAUCAACAGUCCCGUUAUCCUCCUCCACCGCUUUACCAAAAUCAACAGUCCCGUUAUCCUCCUCCACCGUUUUACCAAAAUCAACAGUCCCGUUAUCCUCCUCCACCGUUUUACCAAAAUCAACAGCCCCGUUAUCCUCGUCCAUCGUUUAAUCAAAAUCAAGCAGUGCGGCCCCACCGUCCCAAGCCAUUGGAUUAUCGGACAUGGGAGUACGCCAAGGUGCCGCUGCCUCCUAACUCUGAGCGAUUUGUAAUUCUCUCGUAUAAUUUACUGGCUGACUAACUUGCUAUUGAUCACCGGGGCAAACUUUACUAUCCUACCGCGUCAAAGCUAGACUGGGAGUGGAGGAAGAGAAGUAUAAUGUUGAAUGGAUUAUGGUCGGCUGACAUUAUGUGUUUUCAGGAGGUUGAUAAAUUUCAAGACUUAGAGUCAGAGUUGAGGCUUCGAGGGUACAGUGGCAUUUGGAAGAUGCGGACUGGCAAUGCCAUUGAUGGAUGUGCAAUCUUUUGGCGAACAUCAAGAUUCAAGUUGCUGUAUGAGGAAUCCAUCGAGUAUAAUAAGCUCGGACUUCGGGAUAAUGUUGCUCAGAUAUGUGUGCUUGAGAUGUUGGGUCAAGAUUUCAAUAAAAAUGGACCGCCUCUCUCAACAAGUUCGGCAGGUUCUAGUAAAGUUGUCGUCUGUAACAUUCAUGUGCUUUACAAUCCCAAAAGAGGGGAAAUUAAGCUUGGCCAGGUUAGGACGCUUUUGGAUAAGGCUUCUGCUGUUUCGAAGAUUUGGAAUGAUGCUCCAGUUCUUCUUUGUGGGGAUUUUAAUUGUACACCAAAGAGUCCACUAUACAACUUUAUUUCAGAGCAGAAGUUAGAUUUGUCUGGAGUAGAUAGAGAUAAGGUGUCAGGACAAGCUUCUGCUCAAAUUCGUUCAUGGAAGCCAUAUAAUGCUAAUCCGAGGGUCCAGCCUGCUGAUGGUUCAAUACAAGCUCGACCAGUGGUAGGUGAGGGGGAAGUUGGUAUCAAGAUGAGUGAUCCUCUCUCUGGCAUGCAGAAGAACAAUGAAUAUGGCAAUGCUGAAAAUACUCCUUUUUUAAACAACUUGCCUCUAUCUCAGUCCAUUGACACAUUGCCAAAUGUUUCUGAUAAGGCUUGCAGCAAUAUGCUAUGCAUGAAUGAGGAGAGUACCCUCAGUGAUGUGGCGGCAAAUGAAACUGAGCAGACUGUGGUAGAUGGUUUCAAGGAAAGUUCAAGCUGUCUUCACAGUGAAGAUCAGUUUCCUGCUGAUAAACAUUGCAGUAAUGAUGAGAUCCAUAAAUUUUCUCAUUCCAGGCCGUCCCAUCUUGAAGAUAAAUCUGAUUUAACUGAGAUGGGAGACAAAGAAAAAGCAAAUGCCUCCUCACAUCUAAAUCAUGGAUCAUCAAGUGAACAUUCUGCCUCAGAUAUAAUAAUAGAAAGUGAUAGAUCUUGUGAUGACUCUAAACUCGCCCUUGUGGUUAAUGAUCAUAGUAGCAGGGUUGAAUGUAGUCCCGAAGUCAUGAGAGCUUCCAACUCUGAAAUUCUGUCUCUGUCAAGUAUUGGUGUAAAACAGGUUAGCUGUUCAACUUCAGAUCAGCCUGACAUCUCAGGUUCUCCUACUGUUGACUCUCUAGCAUCUGUUGAACUGGAGAAUCUGUUGGUGAGAAACUUAGAUGAAGCAGCUGAUAAACUGGAGAAUCUAUCUAUAAGAACCCCAGAUGAAGCUGCUGAUAAACUGGAGAAUCUAUCUAUGGGAAAUCUAGAUGAAGCUGAAAUAGGUGGAAAUAUAGAUGAAGCUGAAAUAGGUGGAAAUAUAGAUGAAGAUGACACGACAUUUUUAUCUAAAUUACACAACAAUGAAGAUGCCUUUCCUUCUAGUUCUGAUCAGUUUGUAGGAUCUACCUUGGGUGCUUCGUCCGAGGAACUUGGUGAUGAAGUUCUCCAUAAUACUUCUCCUGCCUUGGGUUCUGAGGCUGUUGAUGUGGAGAAUGUGGAGAAUGUAGCUUACGAUCCAUCAUUGUGGACUCCAAAGGAAAUAGCAGCUGCAACAGGCAAUGAAGACUGCACCUUUCUGGAACACCCUCUACAGCUUAAAAGCACUUAUACAGAAGUGGAGGAUUGUACAGGGGCAAGGGAUUCUAACGGAGAGCCCUUGGUGACCAGUUACAAUAGGUGUUUCAUGGGCACAGUUGAUUACAUAUGGCGUUCUAGUGGUAUCCAGACUGUCAGAGUGCUUGCUCCAAUACCAAAACAUGCUAUGCAGUGGACCCCCGGAUUCCCAACAAAGAAAUGGGGCAGUGAUCACAUUGCCUUGGCUUCUGAAGUAGCAAUCGUGAAAGAUUGACAGAUCAUAUUCAUAAUGCUGCUGUUUGGUUGCAAGAUAACUUGUGGCAUUUGUCAACUACUAAAAGGGUUUAGAGAUGCCCAUCGGAUCCCUCGACAUUCAUCUAUGUUGUGUCUUCCAAGGUCAUGCAUCUCAUGGAAAGUCCACAGGUUUCCUUCCAACAAAUAAUUUAGUUAUUCAGUCUCUUGUACAAUUUUUGUAAUGUUAUGUUGCUUAGUUAAUUUGAAAUUUUGAUCAACAUAAUUUUAAUUGGAUCCUUAAUCCACUUUGCUCUUACUAAGAGUAAAAUAUCCAAUCAGUAAGAAGAUUUUUCUUUUU